UGCGUGGGCUCCUCGUGCUCGAUCUCACUCUUCAACCAACCGGCCGCCUCCUCGAGCGCUUCCAAGCUUAAGCUUCUUCCUCAAUGUCCUCCUCGACCAGGGAUCCCGCCGCCGCCGCUGCCCACUCCUUCAACAAGAUCCUCGCUCAGCCUGGCAAAUCCACAAAGUCAAAACGCUCGGGAGACGUUGAUGAGUCCGUCAAGAAGCUCAGGCGCAUGAUCUUGGUCGAGGGGAUCCCAUCUCAGGUCGACGCUACGUUGCGUCCUCGGAUAUGGAAGAUACUGUUGCGGGUGGAUGAGAUAUCCGCUGAUACCUUCCUGGGAUAUGUGACGAGGGGGCCAUGCGAGGUCAGAGAGAAGAUUCGGAACGACACGUUCAGAACCCUCGCUACGGACAAGGGCUUCAAGGAGCGAGUCAGGGAGGAUAUGCUGGUGCGGCUGCUAGAUGCUUUCGUAUGGCGGAAUCACGAUCAACACGAACGCUCACGACUCGACUUUACCUACGUCCAAGGGAUGAACGUCCUCGCGGCGCCCUUCUUGUACACUUUGCCAUCCGAAAUCGAGGCCUUCUUCUGCUUCGCCAAGUUCAUCGAACAUGCAUGUCCGCUAUACGUCCAGCCUACCCUCGAAGGCGUUCACCGCGGUCUCAAGCUCCUCGACCGGUGUUUGAAGAUCGUCGACCCCGAGCUAUUCGCUUACCUGCGUUCAAAGAACCUUUCCGCCGAAAUCUACGCCUUCCCUUCCGUCCUCACCCUCUGCGCAUGUACACCACCCCUCGACCAAGUCCUCAAACUAUGGGACUUCCUCCUCGCGUUCGGCGUCCACCUCAACGUCCUCUGCGUCAUCGCUCAACUGCUGCUGAUACGGGAGGACGUGAUGAGCUCAUCGAGCCCGAUGAAGCUGCUCCGCACAUUCCCUCCACUAGACGCUGUACCAGUCAUCGGCAUCGCCGUCACCCUCGUGCGCGAUCUCCCAGUGGAGCUAUACGACGAGCUCGUGCGGCAUCCGUACGAGCUUUCGGGCAUAUAAUGCUCGUCCUCGCUGCUGUCCCGUUGACUUCACAUCGUCCCUUCUCCUCAUCCCCACGCAUGUAUACCAUAUUGUCUUGUAGCAUAAGACCCACGCCGAGGUCUCCCGCCCAUACUGAUGUCGGACUCUAUCUCAUCUUCGAAACUGUACACAAUACCUCUGGCUGCAUCCCUUCUGGAGUUCAUUUUCAUGGGCUGCAGCUGGACCUAGAUUCUUCUUGCUCGUCUCCACGGUGAUAUUUUGUUCGCGUGAUUUGUGCCUUUGAUAGCGUUACAUUGCCAUACUAUACACUAGGAACAUUCGUCUAAUCCGCCUGCGGCCUGUAGCAAAGCAUCC
Molecule: messenger RNA, 1364 nt
Organism: Coniophora puteana RWD-64-598 SS2
Lineage: Eukaryota; Fungi; Basidiomycota; Agaricomycetes; Boletales; Coniophoraceae
Product: TBC-domain-containing protein
Exons: 7
Coding region: 84-1028 (314 amino acids)
Biological process (GO): activation of GTPase activity
Molecular function (GO): GTPase activator activity
Source: RefSeq, a predicted model, not a curated record